Messenger RNA from Helobdella robusta, 900 nucleotides. RefSeq lists its product as hypothetical. The transcript has 3 exons. The coding region runs from base 1 to 900 and encodes 299 amino acids. NCBI's taxonomy places the organism in Eukaryota, Metazoa, Annelida, Clitellata, Rhynchobdellida, Glossiphoniidae. The record is from RefSeq and is a predicted model, not a curated record.
AUGUGCAAGGGCCGUAAGGGUCUAAUUAUGCAUCAACGUUCGUGCAAAAUGUACAAAUCGCUUCGACUACCACAAAACUUAACGGAUAACAACAGAGCAUCGCCAGAGGAAUCAACUUCAACUCCAAACCACGGCGCAUCUUCGUCAUCGACGUCAGCGCAAGCGGUUGUAGCAACGGAAUCAGCUUUCUCUAGCGUCAAAUUACCAAAAACGCCAGCCCAAUGGUCAGAAGCCAACACUUUUUUCCAGCUACAACGCAAACAUCUACCAAGUCUCAACAACAUCAACGAAUUCACAAUCAAAUUUCAAAAAAUGAUGUACUAUUAUUUUGCUCAAAAUUAUGUCACGAUAAAUACUCAUACCGACCAGAAUAAUAUCACAAACAAAAGCAUCAAAGAGCUAAAAAAUAAAUUGAAACAUCUAAAAGUACUUGGCAACAACAAUCACUACUUUGACAAUCAAAUCACCAACACAAAUGAUGGUUCCAACUUGGAGUUACUUUCUCCACAGCAACAAUCACUUGUCCCACCUUCAAUAACACCGAAUACUGACAAGAGGGCAAAUCUACCCAAUGUCAACAACAUCGACAACUUCACCAACAGUCUUCAAUCACUAAUAUACGACUACUUCGCUUCAAACUAUGGCACGUUGGAAACAAAAACAAUUUCAUUUGUUGAUCAGAACAAGCCAAUCAACAAACUAAAGAAGGAGCUGAAACAACUCAAAGUCCUGGGCCAAAACAAUCACAACUACGACUUGCAAAUCAAAGCGCUUAGUAAAGAAAUAGGAUCAAGGCUAUCGGCCUUGAAAGCGCAAAAAAAAUAUAGGAAGAACUCAGAUAUUACCAAUCAAUUGCAACAAAAAUUCUGGCCUACUUGUAAAAAGCUGUUUAACCCAUGA